CCUCUCCCACUGUGUUGCUCUCUUCCCCAUUUCGUUGCUUUGUUUUCAUUGUCGCUCUUUUGAUCAUGGCUGCUCAUUCUACCGAAGAACCCUUCCCCUUCCACGGGCUGCUCCCCAAAAAAGAAACCGGUGCCGCGUCCUAUCUCACCAGGUUCCCCGAGUACGAUGGGAGAGGUGUGCUCAUCGCUAUCCUCGACACCGGCGUGGAUCCCGGGGCCCCCGGCAUGCAGGUCACAACUGAGGGAAAACCAAAGAUCAUUGAUAUUAUUGAUACAACAGGCAGCGGUGACGUGAACAUGACUACAGCUGUGGAACCGAAAGAUGGGACAAUCACAGGCCUCUCCGGGAGAACACUCAAGAUUCCUCCUGCCUGGGUCAAUCCAUCAGGGAAGUAUCGCAUUGGAGUUAAAAAUGGCUAUGAGUUCUUCCCUAAGGCCCUUAAAGAAAGAAUACAGAAAGAGCGAAAGGAGAAGAUGUGGGACCCACCACACAGAGCAGCACUUGCUGAGGUCUGUCGCAAGACUGAAGAGUUUGACCUCUCACAUCCAUCACCCUCCCAGAUGGAAAAGUUGCAGAAGGAGGAGCUGCAGAGCCAGUCAGAGCUGUUAGCAUCUCUGGAGAAGAAGUACAGCGACCCUGGUCCUGUAUAUGACUGUGUGCUAUGGCAUGAUGGAGUCACAUGGAGGGCUGUAGUGGACACCUCAGAGUGUGGAGACCUUUGCCAGUGUACUGUACUGAGCUCCUACAGAGAGAACCAAGAGUAUGCCACGUUAGGAAAUGCUGAGAUGCUCAACUACUCUGUCAAUAUUUAUGACGAGGGAAACACACUCUGCAUCGUCACCAGCGGUGGUGCUCAUGGAACCCAUGUGGCAAGCAUUGCAGCAGGUUACUUCCCAGAGGAACCUGAGCGUAAUGGUGUCGCCCCUGGAGCCCAAAUCCUUGCUCUUAAGAUUGGAGACACCCGCCUUAGCACCAUGGAAACGGGCACAGGGCUCAUCCGGGCGAUGAUUGAAGUAAUCAACUACAAGUGUGACCUGGUUAACUAUAGCUAUGGGGAAGCCACCCACUGGCCCAAUUCAGGGAGGAUUUGUGAGGUGAUCACAGAGGCCGUGCAAAAGCACAAUGUGGUAUUUGUUUCAAGUGCAGGAAACAACGGCCCAUGUCUGUCCACGGUCGGCUGCCCUGGGGGAACUACCAGCAGUGUCAUUGGCGUUGGAGCCUAUGUGACCCCAGACAUGAUGGUGGCUGAAUAUUCCCUGAGGGAGAAGUUGCCUCCUAACCAGUACACAUGGUCAUCCAGGGGCCCGAGUACAGACGGAGCUUUGGGGGUCAGCAUCAGUGCCCCUGGUGGUGCCAUUGCAUCUGUUCCCAACUGGACACUUCGUGGUACCCAACUUAUGAAUGGCACAUCCAUGUCAUCCCCCAAUGCCUGUGGAGGCAUCGCACUUAUCAUCUCAGGACUGAAGCAGAACGGGAUCCGUCCCUCUGCUCCUGCAGUGAGGAGAGCUCUGGAAAACACAGCUCUGAAGGUUGAUGACAUUGAGGUGUUUGCACAGGGCCACGGAAUUAUUCAGGUGGACAGAGCGUUAGACUACCUCACUCAACACGCCUCAUUACCCACAAGCCACCUUGGUUUCUCAGUAACUGUGGGAACACAAAGAGGCAUCUACCUCAGGGACCCAUCUCAAGUUCUUGCACCCUCAGAUCAUGGUGUUGGAAUUGAACCUAUUUUCCCAGAAAACACAGGAAAUUCUGAGCGUAUCUCCUUGCAGCUACACUUGGCGCUGACAUGUGCUGCCCCCUGGGUCCAGUGUCCUUCCCAUUUAGAGCUGAUGAAUCAGUGUCGUCAUGUCAAUGUCCGCAUUGACCCCGUGGGACUGAGAGAGGGAGUCCACUACACAGAGGUGUGUGGGUAUGACACAGCAGCACCAAGUUGUGGCCCCCUGUUUAGAGUCCCCAUCACAGUCAUCGUCCCAGCUAAGGUGACAGACAGUCGCAAUCAGGAGAUAUGUUUCACAGAUGUCCACUUCAGACCAGGACAGAUCAGACGCCACUUUAUCACUGUACCUCAGGGAGCCUCCUGGGCAGAGAUCACGCUGACGUCUCAUUCAGGGGACGUGUCAUCAAAGUUUGUUCUUCAUGCGGUGCAUCUGGUCAAACAGAGAGCAUAUAGAGCUAACGAAUUCUACAAGUUCUCUUCACUAUUGGAAAGAGGCUCCUUAACUGAGGCCUUUCCUGUGCUGUCAGGUAGGAUAGUGGAGUUGUGUAUCGCACGUUGGUGGGCCAGUCUGGGUGACGUCACGGUGGACUACAGCAUCUCGUUCCAUGGUCUCAAUACAUCGCCGUCACCCGUGCAUAUACAUGCCUCAGAGGGAGUGACGAGUUUCGAUGUGACCUCGCCUCUGAGAUAUGAAGAGGUGUCCCCGACUAUCACCCUCAAGUCCUGGGUUCAGCCUCUCAGACCCUUAAGUUCCAAGAUAAAAGCCUUGGGUAUGAGGGAUGUUCUUCCCAAUAACAGACAACUCUACGAGAUCAUCCUCACCUACAGCUUUCACCAGCCCAAGAGUGGUGAGGUUACUCCCAGUUGCCCCAUGCUGUGUGAGCUGCUGUAUGAGUCUGAGUUUGACAGUCAGCUGUGGAUGCUGUUUGAUCAGAACAAGAGGCUGCUGGGCUCAGGGGACGCAUACCCACACCAGUAUUCACUGAAGCUGGAAAAGGGGGACUACACCGUGCGCCUGCAGGUCCGCCAUGAGCAGUCCAGCGAGCUAGAGCGUUUAAAGGACCUGCCGUUUGUUGUGUCACACCGUCUGUCCACUACCCUCAGUUUAGAUGUGUAUGAAACGCACCGUGCUGCCCUCAUGGCUAAGAAGAAGGCAAACUCUCUGACCUUGGCCCCAGGAGCCACACAGCCCUUCUACGUCACAGCCCUGCCAGACGACAAGAUCCCUAAAGGAACAAGUCCAGGAUGCUACCUUUCAGGCUCUCUCGUUGUCCCCAAGAGUGAAUAUGGCAAGAAAGCAGGGCAGGCCUCUGCAAAACGACAAGGAAAGUUUAAAAAGGAUAUUGUUCCAGUUGUCUACCACUUAAUACCUGCACCCAACAAAACAAAGAAUGGAGGGAAGGAGAAGGACAAGGAAGCAGACAAAGAGAAAGAUGUGAAGGAGGAGUUUGCCGAAGCCCUGAGAGACUUGAAAAUUCAAUGGAUGACAAAGCUGGACUCCAGCUCCCUUUACGAUGAACUGAUGGACAGCUACUCAGAGUACCUUCCACUGCAUGUUCAGAGGCUGCACCAGCUGGACUCUGAAAAGGAGCGUGUUAAACGACUUAGGGACGUGGUGUCUGCAGCCGAUAUUGUCAUGUCACGCAUCGACCAGACAGCGUUGGCUGUGUACCUCACCAUGAAGACAGACCCUCGACCUGAUGCAGCUUCUAUAAAAACUGACAUGGAGAAGCAGAAGUCAUCUCUGCUGGACGCUCUGUGUAGGAAAGGCUGUGCUCUGGCCGACCAGCUCCUGCUUCCCUCCGCCUCUCAGGACGGCGCCGCUGCCGUGGCCACGGCACAGGUUGCAGUAGAGGAGACUGGAGAUCAAGUGGCCAGCAGCUCCGAUGACGCUGUGCACGCUGUAGCGAAAGCCUUGUCAGAUACAUUUUGGGAGGUGCAGAAGUGGGCGGAGCUGACUGAUUCCAAGGUGCUGAUGUUUUCAUAUAAACAUGCUUUAGUGAACAAGAUGUACGGCAGAGCCUUAAAAUACGCCACAAAGAUGGGAGAGGAGAAGCCCAGCAAAGACAACAUGAAGAACUGCAUCCAGUUAAUGCGGCACCUCAGAUGGACGCACUGCGCUACCUUCAGUGACAACUGGCUUCCUGUCAUGUACCCUGCAGACUACACACCAUUCUAGGCACAUAACUCUUGACACCACACACAUGCAUGAGCAGCAUGGCCAUACAUGGUCCAUUACAUGGUAACAUGUCCCUCAGGGUCACAUGGGCUGUACAUCUGAGCAACCAGCUGCCUCCUGAGUGUUUUGUUAUUUUUUAAUUUUAGACAUAUUUGUAGGUGAUUACCAAAAUGAAGGCAAACUGAGUGUAGAUGAUACGAUCCACUGGAGACCUUAUAAGGCAAGGGAUCAUGUUCAUUCUGAGGAUAAGAAUUUCAAGUAGGUAGGAGAAGUAGGCACUGGGUUGUCAUCGUAUCACAUGACUGCCCAGGCCGCUCCUGUAAAUGCCAGCAAAUCAACAGUAAAUUCAGUUUCUCCAAUGUUUUAUUGAUGAAACUCUUGCCAAGGCCUACUGAUACUUAGUACUUUAUUCCUUUAUUUUGGUGUCAUCUACACAUUCGGAGGCUCUCAAAUCAAUCCCUCCUCAGCUGUUUGGACCCUACAUCACAUCAGUAACCUCAUUCUCUCAUGUAUAUAAUGUUCAAAGGCCUGUGUGGACUCUAGGGGUACACUCCAAGUCAUGAAAAAACUGUAAUGUGAUCUACUCACCUUAAAAAAAACAAUCUACCACAGAAAUUCUGAUAAGUGGCCAUUACGACGCCUCAGUGAGAGGACCAGAGGACUCGCUGCUGCAUGGUGUUUGGACAUAUGAAUGCAGACACUCAUGUAGUGUCCCUGAAUUAAAAGGGAGCCUCGGAUAGAAUUUCGCAUCUUUUUUCUUUUUGAUUGUUACAGCCAGAUUGGGUUGAUAUGUAAAGUUAAUGUGUAGUAAUGUCUGUCUUUUUAAGGCUCAGAAUCAAAAAAACUCCAAACACAAAACAGUGUUGAGGUGCCUUUCUACAUGUACCUUACCUUUUCUGAUGGGAGGAAAAGCUUUGCCACGGUUUUGAUUGUAUUCGUCUGCAGAAUCAGUAGCGUGUUAACAUCAGUCAACACCGAACCGCGUGCAGUCAUUCCACCCAUCAGCCUUUGCUUUCAGAUGUGAUUUCAAAGCUCACAUCAGCAGUAUGAUGUGUCCGUACACUGUAUGCAGGCCAUCAGUGACUUGUCAGGUGUGGGGAAGCCACUACCACACACUGUCAACUCCCAUCUGCACCCACAGGUGUUCGCCACCCACAUCAUACUGCUGAUGGGUUAAAAGAAAACAGUUACCUGAGCUGCACAUUUGACUCUUAACAGACCUCACUAACACAGAA
Molecule: messenger RNA, 5134 nt
Organism: Sphaeramia orbicularis (orbiculate cardinalfish)
Lineage: Eukaryota; Metazoa; Chordata; Actinopteri; Kurtiformes; Apogonidae
Gene: tpp2
Product: tripeptidyl peptidase 2
Exons: 29
Coding region: 66-3899 (1277 amino acids)
Biological process (GO): proteolysis
Cellular component (GO): cytosol
Molecular function (GO): serine-type endopeptidase activity; tripeptidyl-peptidase activity
Source: RefSeq, a predicted model, not a curated record